ACAUUCACAACAUAGACUGGGAAUUGUCAAGACAGGUGAUCUGUAGAUCACUGAAAUUGUGUAUGUCACCGCGGUCUGCGGCACAUUGGUGGAUAUUUCUCCCUGUCUAAACACGCGUGCCGAAGGAGAAGGUCAUUUAGUACUUUUACUGCACGAUUAACACAAGCUUGCUAGCAAACCCGACACCAUGGAUGGAUUUGAUAUGAAUGCGUCUGAAAAGGCAGAGGCAUCUGAGCUUCAGAGGAUGAUUGCUAUCGAACAGCAGAAAGCACAGUUUCAGGCCCAGGUGCACAACUUCACAGAUGUCUGCUGGGACAAGUGCAUGGAUAGCCCGAGCUCCAAACUGGACUCUCGGACUGAGACGUGCCUAGUGAGCUGUGUGGAACGCUUCAUUGACACGACUCUGGCCAUUACCAACCGCUUCACGCAGAUGGUUCAAAAGGGUGCACACUGAUGAGCAUCUGAUAAGAAAGGACUUGAAGUAACGUUAUCUAAUAAGCCACACAACUUACUGAGACUGGAGCAAAAGCCUAUGACAUCCACGAUACCCAACAUCUCUUACUAAUAUAGAAGAUUUAAAAAGUCUGAUGGAUACUGUCGUUUUAUUUUAUAUGUGGACUGGUUUCUGUAUAAAUGACUGACUUCUGUCUGCAGUCAUUGCGGUAAUAAAAAGAUGCAUUUUUAUUAAAAAUUGUAUUCAACCA
Molecule: messenger RNA, 704 nt
Organism: Osmerus eperlanus (European smelt)
Lineage: Eukaryota; Metazoa; Chordata; Actinopteri; Osmeriformes; Osmeridae
Gene: timm8b
Product: translocase of inner mitochondrial membrane 8 homolog B (yeast)
Exons: 2
Coding region: 188-454 (88 amino acids)
Source: RefSeq, a predicted model, not a curated record